AUGCCUUCAACCUAUUCCCUGUCGGACCCCCAGGAGUACCAGAAAAUCUUUCACUGGGCUGAAACGCAAAAGGAUGCUACCAUCCCAUCCUUCAGCACAAGACGUAAUGACCCUUAUGAGGUAUCCUCUUCUUAUCAUUCUCACACGCUGGCUGUACACACUAACCAUCAUAUAGUACCAAGCCGGAUUUGCUUCAUCUCCGAAGCGAUCCCUGGCACAAUUCCCCAUGGACAAAACAACCCUCGCAAUGUGCGAUUUGGUCUCUAUGCCGAGCAGAUGACGGCCACAGCUUUUAUUGCUCCACGCCACUGCAAUAAGAAGGCGUGGUUGUACCGCGCCCGUCCAGCUGUCGCUCACCAUGGUUUCAUUGGACUCCCUGAUAACAAAGACACCGAGUCAAACUUUCUUCCCUUGAACCCACGCAUCCACGUCUCCCCCACGCAGCUAGCAUGGCACCCAUUCGACAUUCCUGAGACUGGAGAAGUCGAUUUUAUCUCAGGCCUGAAGACGGUCGCUGGCUCUGGCGACCCAACCUUACGGGAAGGCCUUGCAACACACGUCUACACUGCCAACAGGAACAUGAAGAAGAAAGCCUUUGUAAACUCCGAUGGCGAGUUCCUAAUCGUCCCACAGCAAGGCGCGCUAGACAUCCAAACCGAAUUCGGACCGUUAUUCGUGCAACCCGGCGAGCUAGUCGUCAUCCAGCGCGGAAUCAGGUUCAGCGUCCAGCUUCCGGACGGCCCUUCACGCGGAUAUAUCCUCGAAGUCUGGGGUACGCAGUUUGAGCUCCCUGAACUUGGACCUCUCGGUUCUAAUGGACUUGCUAAUGCUCGGGACUUUUUGAGUCCUGUUGCUCGGCAUGAGAUUGCUCAAGAGCCGUGGGAGAUUAUUUACAAACUUGGUGGGAAAUACUUCAAGAGUACACAAAACCAUAGCCCGUAUGAUGUUGUGGCUUGGCAUGGAAACUAUGUGCCUUAUAAAUACGAUCUGACCAAGUUUGUGAAUGUCGGAUCCAUUUCUGUAGACCACAUUGAUCCGUCAAUUUUCUGUAUUCUAACGGCGAAGUCGCGCGAUCCCACGGCGCCUUUGGCUGAUUUCCUGACUUUCUCGCCUCGGUGGGAUGUUGCAUCGCACACAUACCGCCCUCCUUACUACCACCGCAACGCAGCCUCCGAGCUAAUGGGCCUAAUCUACGGCGACUAUGGCGGCCGCUCAGACGCCUUCAAGCCUGGCAGUGUGUCUUUCGAAUGUGGCAUGGUCCCCCACGGUGUCGCCUACGAAGAAUUCAAGGAAGCGACUGAGAACGUACCUUCUGUGAUGCAAAUAUUCAAGGCAUCGAUUGCGUUCAUGUUCGAGUCUAGCCGUCCAUUUACCAUUACCGACUACGCGUGGAACAGCGAGAAGAGACACGAGCAUGAGCCAAGAAUGUGGGAUAAUCUAGUAGAUAACUUCUCUAAGCAUGCUAAGGAAGUUGAGGAGAUUCUGGCUAAGAAGCCUAAAGGGUUGGCUAUUUCUUAG
Talaromyces rugulosus is the source of this 1518-nucleotide messenger RNA. RefSeq lists its product as uncharacterized. Gene Ontology annotation, biological process: L-phenylalanine catabolic process. Gene Ontology annotation, cellular component: cytoplasm. The record is from RefSeq and is a predicted model, not a curated record. Lineage: Eukaryota; Fungi; Ascomycota; Eurotiomycetes; Eurotiales; Trichocomaceae. Bases 1 to 1518 code for a protein of 505 amino acids. The transcript is spliced from 6 exons. Gene Ontology annotation, molecular function: homogentisate 1,2-dioxygenase activity.